Messenger RNA from Oldenlandia corymbosa var. corymbosa, 771 nucleotides. The record is from the annotation of a GenBank genome assembly. NCBI's taxonomy places the organism in Eukaryota, Viridiplantae, Streptophyta, Magnoliopsida, Gentianales, Rubiaceae.
AUGAAAGCUUUCAAUCUUUUAAGACAUUCAGUUCCUAAACUUCGAGGGACGCUGUUUUACAGAAGCGUACCUGAGGUUCGUCCCCCAGUUUUGUCCCCUACAUCUGAUCCCCCCGCGGUCUUUGAUGGAACCACCAGGUUGUAUAUGAGUUACACUUGUCCCUUUGCUCACCGUGCUUGGAUUACCAGAAAUGUUAAGGGUUUAAAAGAGACGAUUAAGUUGGUUCCCAUUGACCUUAACAACAAGCCUGCUUGGUACAAGGAAAAAGUCUACCCUGACAACAAGGUGCCAGCGCUGGAGCACAAUGGUAAAGUUAUUGGAGAGAGCAUAGAUUUAGUCAAGUACAUUGAUAAGAACUUUGACGGGCCAGCUCUUCUACCUGUGGACCCUGAAAAGCAAGAAUUCACUGAGGAGCUGAUACAGUACAGUGACACAUUCAUGAAAGCAGUUUAUACGGCGUGGAAGGGAGCAGAUCCCAUCACAGAAGCUGGCAGUGCUUUUGAUCACUUGGAAACUGCUCUCCAGAAAUUCGCCGACGGGCCUUUCUUCCUCGGUGAAUCCAUCAGCGUAGCGGACAUUGUUUAUGCACCAUUUAUUGAGAGGUUCCGUGGUUACUUUGGGAAUGAGUUGAAGUAUGAAAUUACAUCCGGCAGGCCUAAUCUCGCGGCUUGGGUGGAAGCCAUGGAGAAGAUUGAUGCUUACACCGAAACCAAAUGUGAUAUUGACGUCUUCAUUCAGCUCAUCAACGCUCACGUUUUGGGUAAAAAAUGA